Molecule: messenger RNA, 2692 nt
Organism: Nothobranchius furzeri (turquoise killifish)
Lineage: Eukaryota; Metazoa; Chordata; Actinopteri; Cyprinodontiformes; Nothobranchiidae
Gene: gfap
Product: glial fibrillary acidic protein
Biological process (GO): regulation of chaperone-mediated autophagy; intermediate filament organization
Cellular component (GO): intermediate filament; cytoplasm; cell projection
Molecular function (GO): structural constituent of cytoskeleton
Source: RefSeq, a predicted model, not a curated record
UUAUUCCCUAUCAUGGACAGCCUUAGAGCACAGUCCUCAUACAGGAGACGUUUUGGGCCGCAGAGCUCAAGCAGCUCAGGAGGUAAAAUAGGUGGACUAUCUUCCCACCGCCUCACCUGGCAUGGCGCCCCUCGAAGCAUCACCCACUCCAGCCCCGUCUCCCGGGUCUCCCUGGGCUCCUCCAGCACGGCCUUGCUGCUGGGCAGCCCCGUUGACCGGCUGGACUUCUCAGCUGACUCCUUGUUGAAGGCCCAGUACAAAGAAACUCGUACCAACGAGAAGAUGGAGAUGAUGGGCCUGAACGACCGCUUUGCCAGCUACAUAGAGAAGGUGCGGCUUUUGGAGCAGCAGAACAAAGUUCUGGUGGCAGAACUGAACCAGCUGAAGGGGAAGGAGCCUAGCCGCCUGGGGGACAUCUACCAGAUGGAGCUGAGAGAUCUACGACGGCAGGUGGACGAUCUCACCAAUGGCAAGGCUCGUCUGGAGAUAGAGAGGGACAACCUGUCUGCAGACCUGGGCACGCUCAAGCAGAGGCUGCAGGAUGAAAUGGGCCUCCGACAGGAAGCAGAGAACAGCUUGAACGCCUUCAGACAGGAUGUGGAUGAAGCAGCGCUCAGUCGGGUCCAGUUGGAGAGAAAGAUCGAGGCCCUGCAGGAUGAAAUUAAUUUCCUGAAGAAAAUUCAUGAAGAAGAGCUGCGUGAGCUGCAGGAGCAGAUCAUGGCCCAACAGGUCCACGUUGACGUGGAUGUGUCAAAACCAGAUUUAACUGCUGCUCUGAGAGACAUCAGAGUUCAGUACGAGAAUAUGGCCACUUCAAACCUGCAGGAGACAGAGGACUGGUACCGAUCCAAGUUUGCUGACCUGACAGACGCAGCCAAUCGAAAUGCAGAAGCCCUGCGUCAGGCCAAGCAGGAGGCCAAUGACUACCGCCGUCAGGUCCAAGUGUUGACCUGUGACCUGGAUGCUCUUCGUGGCACAAACGAGUCUCUGGAACGCCAGCUUCGGGAGCUGGAGGACCGCUGUGCCAUGGAAACAGCAGGUUAUCAGGACACGGCGAGCCGUCUGGAGGAAGAGAUCCAGACUCUGAAGGAGGAGAUGGCACGACACCUCCAGGAGUAUCAGGACCUCCUCAACGUCAAGCUGGCUCUGGAUAUUGAGAUAGCCACCUACAGGAAGCUCCUAGAGGGGGAGGAGAGCAGGAUCACCAUUCCUGUUCAGAGCUUUGCAAACCUCCAGUUCAGAGAGACUAAUUUGGACACUAAAACCCCAGAGGCCCACGUGAAGAGGAGCAUCCUGGUUCGGACUGUGGAGACCAGGGACGGGGAGAUCAUUAAGGAGUCAACCACCGAGCACAGAGACCUUCCUUGAAGUUUAAGGACCAGCAUUCCCGUCUUUUCUUCAUCCAUAAUCUAAGAAUUGCAGUUUAAUUGCUCCAUAUUAGUCUUUAAUGUACUUCCACACCCCAAAGCAGCCCUUAUUGCAUCAUCAAUUUAGUCCUAAUCUCUUUAACGGUGUGAAAAUCACGAUGCUAACGCAGCAGCCUUCUGAAAAUGUUCCAGUAGAUAAGUUCCUGUAAGGGACCGUUAGCCAGAGCUGACAUUUAGGUGCCGUAGGAGAGGCCUGAGAAGUAGUCAUGGUGUUUAUCUAACAUGCAGCUUAGUGAAGGUGGGUGUGUGGUUACGUGUACGUGAAACGUGGAGGUCAGGAGGGAGUCUGCAAAAACUGAAACAGGAUUUGGGGAAGAAAAGGGAGAAAAGCGAAUGUUACUGAAGCUUUAGACGGGAUGAUAAGUGAAUUCAUUUUUAGUGUGUUUUUGGUGCUUUUUUAUCUCCGUUUUUCAAGGAGCUUCUUCUGCUUCUAAUUAAAGUCCUGCACCUCUGCACACAGGUUUUUAGCACCUAACGAGCUAAAAGCUGAUGUGUGAGAGGAGCCUCAACAUAUCCAAAGUUUAGUGUUGGUACUCGAUUUAUUUUUAGACUAAAAUGCGGUUUUAGCAUUUUUUUCCUUCAGCUGUUUGCAGGGUCUCCAGUACUUUGAUUUUAUUGACCCCCUAACAGAUUUUCAGUGCGAAUGAUUAUAACCCAAAAAAAAAAGGCGUACUCCUGAGGUAUUCAACCAAAGUUAGGGGACUUAAAAACAUCUUUACUUUUGCCAACGUCUAAAGCAGCUUUCUGGUUAAGACUGGUUAAGACUGGUUAAGACGUGUCACCAUUUGCCCCCCCAACCACUUGCAGCCCCUUCACUCCAAAACCAUUUCUGAGGUGCUGAUAUCAAAGAAAAGACACACAAUCAGAGGAGAGCAAGGCAGCACCGCCUCUGAUGGGUUUCAUGUUGAAGGGGAGGACGUCUGAGUGGGAAGGAAGGAGGCUGGAGGGGCGAGUGAACGUCACAUCUCCAACCGUCACCCGGACCCUGAUUUGUGUGUCUGAGCGAAGCGGGAUGACAGGCGCUGUCGCUAACCAAAGUGACAGGCUGACUGGAAGUGUGCUCAUCACCAAGGACACCCUGAGUCCUACCUCUCCCCAACUCCCUUUACCCCAACACUCGGUCUGUAUCCACUCGCAGUCCUCUUUAUUUCACUAUUUCUGUUGCUAUUUUAAUGUUUUGUUUCAAAUGUUCUGCAUAUGUGGACUCUAACCUUAGCUCUGGCCAUGCUGUGAUGUUAACAACAAUAAAAUAAGAUUUGGCUGAC